Messenger RNA from Penicillium cataractarum, 309 nucleotides. RefSeq lists its product as uncharacterized. Bases 1 to 309 code for a protein of 102 amino acids. The record is from RefSeq and is a predicted model, not a curated record. Lineage: Eukaryota; Fungi; Ascomycota; Eurotiomycetes; Eurotiales; Aspergillaceae. The transcript is spliced from 2 exons.
AUGGCCCGCCCGGCAGGCAUCGCGAUUUUUAUUCAAGACAAGCCCAAGGGUCUGGCGAACAAGGCAGAGGCUCGCGAUGACGAUGCCGAGAGUCCGCCGGACAGCAAUCCAAAUGAGGACCGUUCAGAGGACAAAGAACUCCCAAAAUCCACAGCAAGGAACGGAGCUAAAGAAAAUGAUGAAUAUUACAGCCUCAAAAUGCACCGUGAAGGUCCCAAUACUGAGAGUGGCGAAUUGGGCCCGAAAUCCAAAUCAAAUGGUGUUAAACGCCAUAAUGAAGACAUGGCCAACCGUUAUGAUAAGCGUUGA